Acanthosepion pharaonis is the source of this 723-nucleotide messenger RNA. The record is from the annotation of a GenBank genome assembly. NCBI's taxonomy places the organism in Eukaryota, Metazoa, Mollusca, Cephalopoda, Sepiida, Sepiidae.
AUGUUGAAACAUGACCCUCACCCCCACCACCACCACCACCAUCUACGUCUGUCUGUCUUCCUCUCUCUCUCUUUCUCUCUCUCUCAACCUCUCUCUCUCAUUCUCUCUCUCUUCCCCGCAUUUUUCCCUCUUUUUAUCACUAUAUUCCUUUCUUGCUACUUUUUGAAUCUACUUUCUUCACUUCUCCUUUGUAUUUUUCGUUCUUUCUUUCUUUCUUUUUUCUUUCUUUCUUUUUUCUUUCUUUCUUUCUUUCUUUCUUUCAUAACUUCCCUUUCUUUCUUUAUUUCUUUUCAUUUUCUCUCUUCCUUUUAUACCAUUCCUUCAUUUCUUCCUUUCUUUUGUCUUUCUUUCUUUCAAUGCUUCCUUUUCUUUCUUUCUGUCUUUAUUUCUUUCUUUCUUUUUUUUCAUUUUCUCUCUUCCUUUUAUACCAUUCCUUCCUUUCUUUUUUCUUUCUUUCUUUCUUUCUUCAUUUCAUUUUUCUCUCUUCUUUUUAUACCAUUCCUUCAUUCCUUUCUUUUGUCUUUCUUUCUUUUAUACCAUUCCUUCCUUCCUUCCUUCCUUUCUUUCUUUCUUUCUUUCUUUCUUUCUUUCUUUCUUUCUUUCUUUUCAUUUUCUCUCUUCCUUUUAUACCAUUCCUUCAUUCCUUCCUUUCUUUUUUCUUUCUUUCUUUCAAUGCUUCCUUUUCUUUACUUUCUUUCUUUCUUUCUUUCUUUCUUUCUUUAA